Molecule: messenger RNA, 2951 nt
Organism: Rhodamnia argentea
Lineage: Eukaryota; Viridiplantae; Streptophyta; Magnoliopsida; Myrtales; Myrtaceae
Exons: 6
Coding region: 340-2577 (745 amino acids)
Source: RefSeq, a predicted model, not a curated record
ACAGCCCCUCCCUCCCUCCCUCCCUCUCUCUCCAAUCCUUGAGGAGCGAGCUCAAGCUGAAGUUCUCCAUCGGGCUCUCUCCGACGCACCAUUCCUCACCGUUUUGACUCGGGGUCGGCCUCGUUUACUCUCUACGCUCCGGCGGAAGCCGUGUCACGCUCGGAUCUGCGAUGCUCGAUUCUGAUCGUUGAUUGCAUCGAAUCAGGCACGGUCUCAUCUCCAGACCCGGACCCGACUCUCCACCCGGUAGAUCUCCGAAUCCGCGUGUCGUUCUUCUACUCCGGUCAGACCUUGAAAGCUUUCUAGAAUCUCGAAAAAGGAUUAAGUCAUUUUCAAGGCAUGGAGUUGAGAAGUUGCAUCCACUUGCAUUCUAUCCAGGCAAUUAAAAAUGGCCAUGUGACCAAAGUCCUAAAUGUAACACAUGGAAGACCAGCACUUUCAUUCAAGAAAGUUGCUGAUUUAUGUGGCUCAAGAGAUGUCAAAGAGCACAUUAACUUCCGAAAGUUUGAGCCAAAAGAUGAGCUUGAUGUCUCAGAUUUUGAUGACGAUGAUGAUGUCAGAGGAGGAUUAUAUCCUGACAUGGUGGGAAGAAAAACAACUCAAUCCAACUUAAAUUGUUCAAAGUUCAGUCGUGUUGAUGAAAAGAAUAGCCUUCUAGAUGAUUUUUGCCUGCGGAAUAUGACGUUGAAUCAAAUUAAAGAGAGAUGUAAAAUGCAGAAACGGAAACGAUUCUUGUGUGAAGAUUCCAGUGCAAUUGAUGAUGAUUCUCGCACUCCUAAAAGGGAGGCUCAUUCUCACUCUCUUUCUGAGGAAGCUGAACUUGACCUCGAGGAGCCUUUGAUUAAAUGGAUAGCCAAAAUUAAGAACUUCAAAGGCAAGAAGGUUUCCCCUAAAAAGUGCAGAGAUUCAUCAUGUCAAAGAGCCAAAGUAGUUGUCAGAGCAGAACAGAUCCCAUCUCCUCAACCAACCCUGCAAUCUGACGGGAAUUUACUAAUGCCUAUAUCUGUAAAAGUUGAGGAUGAGGCCCAUGACUAUGAUUUAAACUCACAAGCUGGAGUUGGUGCUCCCAGAGAUUCCUUAGCAGCUGUCAAUGGUGGACAAUCCAGCUCCUCCGUUGCAGUUUCCGGUGAAGUGCCUAACCUGGCUAAUGAGUCUUAUCAGGAUAAUUUGAUUUCUGUCGCCGAAGAAUCCGAGAUUUGUGGUCUCAAUAAAGUGCCAUAUGAAGACGUGGAUCGUGCCACGUUGGCAUCUGAGUCGUCCAACCUUGAUGUGGCAAUUUCAGUGGUCAGCUACUUGGAAGUACCGAGGUUGAAUUAUCAUGAAUCAGAUAUACAUAAAUCAGAGGCACGAGACAAAGCAUGUCAUACAAAUUUCCUCAGCCUUGAAGCCCCUUCUCAAAGUUCUGUGAAUGGCUUUUGCUGUAAUCCCAACAGCUGCGAAGAUUAUUUGUCGACACACACUAUGACAUUACACCUAAGCAGUUCCAGUCCAGAUCCAGAUGGGUCCUCUCGCAGCAGUCAGCCCACAAAACAACCCUGUGGAGAUGACGUAGGCAUGUCUCAGGAUGAUGCUGGAGAGAAUAUGCUUUAUGAUCAUGAGAGAAUUUCUAAGAAAAGCAUUGUCUGUGAUUGUAACUCAGCUUGCAAUGCAAAUCUGAAUCCAAGUUGUGCUGUCUGCUCGGAUUCUCCUAUCGAUGUGGAGAAACAAUCUCAUAUAUGUACUGGUGAUGAUGAUGCAGAAAUCAGCUGCACCGCAGACCCUCCUUGUGAUGUUGCUGAUUAUCCUACAACCUUGCAAAUGUUUGAAAAGUUUAGUCAGUUGGAGUUACAUUGUGCACGCGGGGGGUUGUUUUCUGCAAGAAAGGUCAUAUCUCCAACUUCUCAGGAAAGACUGCGUAAAUUGAUGGGUGCAACAGAGUCAAAUGAUGAUUGUUAUGGAUAUAAGGGAAAACUGUACUCACAGAAACAGAUGGAGAGGUCGUCUGUGGGAGUUGAAAGGUUCAAACUGGUCAGAAGGGCUGAACUACCUCCAAACCCCAAACAUAAGAAACUAAAAGGCAAUAAAAAAGGAUCACCACCUAAAGGCAGUCACAAAGAUUUUAAUCUAUCUGGCACCGUACCGCGUAUAAACUCCACUCAGAGCUGUUCUCAGAAUGCGAUUGCAUUCUCUCAACGGCAGAUGCAAGACAUUGACAAUCUUGCUACAAAACUCAUGACCGAGUUGAAUGUUAUGACAGAUAUUGUGGAAGGGAACUCGUGUGCUGAUAGCUGUCUUACAGGAACUACAAAAUAUACAACAUAUGAGGUAAAGACUGCCAUUGAAAAUGCCAGUAAAGUGAAAGAAACCGCACGGAAGUGGCUUUCCAUGAUGUCGAGGGAUUGCAACCGUUUUUGCAAAAUAAUGAGAUCAACUGAGGAUUGUAAUCCUAUGAUGGAACAUAGGGUUCACAAGGAAAGAAAGAAGAUUACAUUUGCUGACGAAGCUGGUGGCGAGCUAUGUCAUGUCAAGUACAUUGAGGACAGCAUGGCUUCCCUCCUGGCAUCAGAUAAUGAAAAAGAGGAAGCGACGGUGGAGUAAUUGGUUUUUCUCUUCUUUACCUUCAUCUGCAAUUCAGGGGCGGUAGGAGAACGUUUACUGGUGCUUCUUGAGGAAUUGGAUCCUCUAGGUGUAGAGCCCGAGUUGCCUCAACUCAUUCUCGCGAAGAGGAUAGAGAUUAGAGAGGUGCACUUGGACAAUGCUCAUAGGGUUGAGUAGAUCUUGUCCAAGCUGUACAUACCCUGAUUUUUGCUGUAACUCCUCGCAUGGGAAUGCUCCCCUGUUUGUACUAUUUUCUCCUCCUCUGUCUGUUAAUUCGACGAGAUUGUGCAAACAAUAGAUCAUGCUAUAAGGUGUUUUGGAGGCAUGACGCGCUUUAACGACUAGUGAGUUUUGAUAUCGUUUCGUUGCUUUCA